Molecule: messenger RNA, 2799 nt
Organism: Hydatigera taeniaeformis
Lineage: Eukaryota; Metazoa; Platyhelminthes; Cestoda; Cyclophyllidea; Taeniidae
Source: the annotation of a GenBank genome assembly
AUGCCAAGCGCAACAACUGCAAGUUUUGACGACGACUUUAUCUCCGAUCGGCUGUUAACUUUUAUGCAUAAUGGUGAAUAUGGUGGCGGAUCGAACAGUAGGGCGUCUUUCACGGGAAUAAAUACGCUCGGACUUCCGACCAGCACACAGAAAACCUUCUCUCUCGACAAAGAUAGUGGUCUAGGAACCAUGCCAUCAAAUAGGUCCAAUCCGGUAACUUGUAAUUCACCCAUGCAACCAGUUUCGAAUGGUUAUGCGGUAAUGGCCUCCCCGCAUCUUAUGAGCAAGUAUCCGAGUGGAAUUAUAAACAGUGCUUUUACUACCCCAAAUCCUGGAAACAAGGUGAUGGAUGACUAUCACAGUCUUCAAAAUUCACCAUUCUACAAUCACUAUCCCCUCACUGCCACGCUUAAACGUCAAACCGAUGCGUCUUGUAGUAACGUUCUCAUGAACUCCAAUCCUAUCGACUGUCCUCCAAUGGUGCUUUCAAGACGCCCACCUCAACGAGAGCUCUUUCCUUCCAUGCCCAUUCCACGUUGUGAUAACGGUUGGACUGCCAUUAACGCCGUUGCAAGCAGCCAAGCAUCCGGACUGUUCAUGCAGGACCGUCUGUUCUACAAUUCGGUUGCCCAGAAACGCGGCUAUAUCGUGGGCCCGGAGUUGGAUCGUAUCAAGGAGAACUCGCGACGUUCCACUAGCCACACCUACGGCCGAAUUUCUGCUCACUUUCGCAAUCGUUACGGGGAGACGGAGGCUAAGACCAAGGCCUCAUAUAUGCAAUUGGGUGUACGAGUACCCAGCAAAGAUCACGUUUCCGAGAUUGUUGGAAAAGGGGGCCAGAAAAUCAAGUUGAUUCGAGAGGAGACAGGCGCGUUGAUAACUACUCCAGGAGAGUAUGAGGACCACGUAUUCAUAAUAGAAGCUCCGCCGGAAAUCGCGCUCCACGUUGCCGAGUUAAUUUCAACCCGGGCGCAAGAGAUCACCCAGAGUAAGAUGUCAGCAAGCGAACGUCGCCGUGGCUCCACCAGUUCCAUACCUGGUUGCAUGUCUCUCUUCACUGUCAAUGGAUCGGUUGGUCCUUCUGGUGGGACGGGUGGAGGGCGCCUAGUUAGUCGUAGCCCUGACGACCUACCAAACGCAUCGCUUCCUUCACCUUCACCGCUCCUCAAAUCCACACUCAGUCCUAUGACCUCUGGCGUCAGUAGCGGCGUCAUUGUCACCUCUGUCAACUCCGCUGAGACCUUUACCUUCAAUACCAGCAAUAGUAACACUGGUGGCAUUGGGAACAGUCUCUCUGCGUCGAGUGCAAACAACGUGGGCAGUUCUGGUGGUCGCAUUCUUCUCGCGAGAUCGAAGAUCUCUGUCCCGCAGGAUAUGGUUGGGAAGAUAAUCGGCACUCAGGGUUCGAUUAUUACCACGAUUCAGAAGGACACUGGGACGGAGAUCAAAAGCCCUCCUAAGGAGGCCGCUCGUGGUCCUUCCGCCACAUCUGAAUUCGAAAUUUCUGCCUAUCAGUCGCUUGGAAUGACUUCUAACCAGGCUGCCGAGUGCCGGGUUCAACAGGCAAAGCAGCUUAUAGGUCACUUGGUGAUGCGUCAGUUUGAGAGACGGGCAAGUGAGGAGUUGGAAGAUGGUUCGGCUGGAAGCACCAGUGCGGGAAAAACGCGAAGCAACUCCGCCGGCGAUGAGGCAGAGGAAAGCAAAACCUCCAAGACGGUGGCGUGGAUGUGGCCCGAUGUGGCGCAGAUGGACUCGGAUGAGGCACGGGAGGUUCUGGAUCGGAUAUUGGCUGAGUCAAAGAGCAAAACACGACGGGCAAAGGAACUGGCAGCUGCGGCAGCCGCUACAACUGCGGCUGCAGCGGCAGCAGGAUCGUUGCCAGGCUCGCCUUGUACUGCCGCUGCAGUUGUUGGUGGUGGGAGUGCUAGUGCUUUUGGGAUAGACUUCUUCCCCACAGAGAAGGCCGCGGGUUCCUGUCACAACAGUCCCUUCCAUCAGGCACGUGUUGCAUCGCAGAGUGCAGUCUUUUCGCCAUCUUCAGCGAACGUCCCUGCUCAGGUCAACCUACUUGGUGGAUUUUUGUCGGAGAGGCGGCUGACAACCGUGGACUUUCAUCCGGAAGCAGAAUUCUCGGAGCAUCAUGGAAUGUGUGGUCCCUCUGCCUCCGCUACGGCUUUCUGGCCCAGCUCGGCUCGCCAUUCCUUCUCGGCUGGCGCUCCUGUCGUCGUCGGGACUUGCCAUAGUCCUACCCUUCUCCGACGUCACACCAUGGCCUCUGAGCAUCAGCAUAAUGCAAUGCUGGAUAAUCUCAAGGCUGCAGGCAGUGACGCUAGCCAUGCUGGAGGAUUUGACUUUAUUAGCACCCUUGAGUCUCUCUGUCUCAGCAAUGAUGACGGUGGAUGCGUUCGCGAUGAACUCUCCUAUCCACCGGGUUUCGAUAACCACCAUCAGCACACUGGUUCCGACGCUAUGACCGCCUCUUCUGGUUGGCCAGUGACCCUCUUCAAAAACAGUGGAGCCUCCGAUGGCCUAUCGUCGGAGGGUUCAGGGAACUCGGACGCUGCCCUGCGAAGCAUUUGGAGCGAUGCUGUUACUACCACUGCCACCAACACCAAUGGCAAUGGGGGAUUCUGUUUCUCCGCUAAUUCGUUUACUGGAACUGCUGCGGCGGGGCUGGUAAUUCCACCCGUCCCAGCGUCUAAUCGAUGCGGAGCUAUUGGGGAGGGCAGACGUCGGGCUUCACCACCGUCUGGGACUUCUACAGCACCCACUGAGGCUACCUCCAUUCCCGCGGUUUAG